AUGUUUAUCAAGACACAAUUGAUUUUACUUGCAUUAAUAGCUGUUGUAUACAGUCAAACAGAUGAUGAAGAAUCAUUUUUAUUUGUUACAAAACAAACAGCUAAUCGUUUUAUUGUACAAGAUAAAGAAUUAACUAUUAAAUAUGGUUUAUAUAACUCUGGACCAACAACCGUUUUCAAUGUUAAUUUGAAUGAUGUUCAUAGUUAUCCAUCAACUAGCUAUGAAUUACUUGUCGGUACACUUACUCCAAAAUGGGAACGAAUUAAUGCUGGAAGUAAUUUAACUCAUGUUGUUGUUUUGAAACCAAAACAAAAUGGUAUUAGCAAUAGUUCACAUGCUGUUGUUACAUAUCAAAAGAGUGAAAAAACCAGUGAUGUUCAAAGAACUUAUUCAUCUGAAAUCGGUGAUGUUUACAUAAUGACAACCCGUGAAUAUGAUCGACGAUUUUCAUCACAUAUUAUUGAUUGGAUACUCUUUACUGCUAUGGCAAGUCCAUGUAUCGUUUUUCCAUUCUUUCUUUGGUUCAACAGCAAACGAAAAUACGAAUCAUUAGUGUCAAAAGAUCGAUCAGCAAAAAAAGCUCAAUAG
Molecule: messenger RNA, 588 nt
Organism: Adineta steineri
Lineage: Eukaryota; Metazoa; Rotifera; Eurotatoria; Adinetida; Adinetidae
Source: the annotation of a GenBank genome assembly